AAUUCAAGGCAAUCGUAACGUGAAGCGCACGCAAAACGCACCGAACUGUUGUCGCCGUGGUCGCUCCGUCAUUCGUAUAUUGUCGGCUAGUCGGUUAAUUUUGCAAUAGUUGAGGAAAACAUUGAACUGGUUUUUUAUUAGUACUCAAAGACUCUGAGUGCAAGUUUUCGUCUAAUUUAGGAAGUGCGUGACACCAAAGAUAGUUUUACUAGUAAUCCCAAAAUGCAUCAGCCAGCAGUCAUCAUUGCCGGAGCGCCGGCCGUCGGACCUGAAUCCACUACGCUGAUCUGCCCCUCGUGUCGGGCCCAGGUGAGGACACGCGUAGAGCACAACUCCACCACCAAGACGCACAUCAUUGCACUGCUGCUGUUCGUGUUCUGCUGCUGGCCGUGCAUUUGUGUGCCGUACUGUUGCAAUUCGUGCAAGAAUGCAGACCACUACUGUCCCAACUGCAACGCCUUCAUCGGAAGCCACCAGCACUGAUCGAAUUAAAAAAAAGAUUAACUAUACAGUAUGAAACGAUAAUUUUAUAAUAUCCAUGUUACCAAAUCGCACAACCCCGAGUGGCUAUGUACCUACAACUUCGAGAAAAAAAAAAGCAAAAACAAAAUAAAAUAAAUCAUUGUUGAGCAAUCGAGCUCAAAUGGCAUUAAUUGUAUCGAUACCGGAUUGCCAAUGUUA
This is a messenger RNA of Aedes albopictus (Asian tiger mosquito), 681 nucleotides long. RefSeq names its product lipopolysaccharide-induced tumor necrosis factor-alpha factor homolog. Bases 223 to 483 code for a protein of 86 amino acids. The transcript has 3 exons. Gene Ontology annotation, molecular function: zinc ion binding. The record is from RefSeq and is a predicted model, not a curated record. Lineage: Eukaryota; Metazoa; Arthropoda; Insecta; Diptera; Culicidae.